Oncorhynchus gorbuscha (pink salmon) is the source of this 1141-nucleotide messenger RNA. Its product is annotated as receptor activity-modifying protein 1-like. The transcript has 2 exons. NCBI's taxonomy places the organism in Eukaryota, Metazoa, Chordata, Actinopteri, Salmoniformes, Salmonidae. Gene Ontology annotation, cellular component: membrane; cell surface; signaling receptor complex. The record is from RefSeq and is a predicted model, not a curated record. Gene Ontology annotation, biological process: intracellular protein transport; receptor internalization; regulation of G protein-coupled receptor signaling pathway. The annotation marks the transcript as partial. Gene Ontology annotation, molecular function: coreceptor activity.
GUGAGCGGCUGCAGCGAUGCCUAUGGGAGGGCCAUUCCCCCAGUGAGUGGCUGCAGCGAUGCCUACGGGUGGGCCAUCUCUGACUUCUGUGUGACCAAGUUCACUCUGGACAUGGAGGCCCUGGACCAGAGCAUGUGGUGCAGCUGGUCCGACACUUUUCAGCCUUACGAGGAACUGACCAACUGCACCUAUUUUGUGGCACUCAAGAUGCACUGCUUCUGGCCCAACCAGCAGAUAGACCAACUCUUCAUACGCCUCCACCGGGACUACUUUCACGACUGCGCUCUGACCGGCAGGCUGCUUCGGGACCCUCCUAUACGUAUCUUGGGGCCUUUCAUUGGAGUGCCUGUGCUGGUCACUCUGCUCAUGACUGCCCUAGUGGUGUGGAGCGGUAAAUGCUGCCAGGGAAUCGUGUAACUGUAUCAUCGUGGGUGAAGGUGCCCCUGGGUACAGAAUACAGAUCUAGGAUCAGUUUGCCCUGCCAAAAUUCUAAACUGAAUCAUUAGCGGUGGAAACGCAAAACUGACCCAAGGCCAGCUUCUAGGGAUCAACCUGACCUCUUGGAAAACGAACUCCAGCUUAUCUGAUAGGGGAGCCAUGAUGGAGGGGACACUGAACUGGGGCAAACGACAAGCAGAGAUACCCAACAGCAUCCUAAGACUGUAAUCUUUCUGUGAUGGUUGUUGUUUGAUGGACACUGGCGGUAUGAGUGAAGGACCUCUCAGAAGCCUACUACUGAAACAAAGCAAAGGCUAUUUAACAUUGUACUGUGGCUCAUCGAUAACCCUAGAAAUUCCAAUUGAAAACAUGCACUGUAAUGUUGUAAACCACAAAGUGGCCAACCAAGAGAGGGCUAAUGUUGUGUAGAGCACGGAGGACACAAAAUAAAUACUUCGUAUGUCAAAAUCAAUGCAACAACAUCUGUAAUGUAGCUUAGGGCACCAGCCAAGUCUUUACAUGAACUGAAUAGAUGUAUAUAAAGGGCUUCAUAGAAAAGGCUGUAUUUGAUCUAGACAGCCACGGCCAGUAGCCACGCCCAGUAGCCAUGCCCAGUAGCCAUGCCCAGUAGCCAUGCCCAGUAGCCACGCCCAGUAGCCACGCCCAGUAGCCACGCCCAGUAGCCAUGCCCAGUAGCCACGCC